This is a messenger RNA of Angiostrongylus costaricensis, 1704 nucleotides long. NCBI's taxonomy places the organism in Eukaryota, Metazoa, Nematoda, Chromadorea, Rhabditida, Metastrongylidae. The record is from the annotation of a GenBank genome assembly.
AUGAGAGUGUGCGUCGUCGGUGCGGCAGCAUCCGGCCUUCCUUCAAUUAAGGCCUGUCUAGAGAACGGCAUUGACGUCAUCUGCUACGAAAAAACCUCUGAUAUUGGAGGUCUAUGGAAUUAUCGACCUGAUGAGAAAAAUAUUGGAGGAACGGUCAUGGCGACCACGGUUGUAAACACGUCCAAAGAAAUGAUGGCUUACUCGGACUUCCCUCCACCAGAAGAUUGGCCUAAUUUUAUGCAUCAUUCAAAGGUCAAUGAAUAUCUGCAUUUGUACGCUGAUCACUACCACUUGAAGGAUUACAUUAAAUUCAAUACAGCUGUGAAAUACAUCACCGAGGAAAAAUCAUCUUUCAAAGUACAGUUAGAAAAUGGAGAAGUUGAACACUUUGACAAGGUUAUUCUUUGCACUGGACAUCAUGCCGCGCCAUAUCAUCCACAGCUGAGAGACGUCGAUAAAUUCAAAGGACGUAUCAUGCAUGCUCAUGAAUAUCGUGACAUAAAGGGAUUUGAGGGAAGGAACGUCGUUCUUCUCGGGAUAGGAAACUCCGCUCUGGAUAUCGCAGUUGAUCUUGCGAAAAUCGCCAAGUCGGUGACGAUAUCCACAAGACGGGGAACGUGGAUCUUCAACAAGGUAGCGGCUGGCGGGAUGCCUUACGACACUCUUUAUAUGACGAGGUACUAUAAAUGGCUGAUGGACAGUGUUCCAUGGACAAUAGCUAACGAUUUCAUGGAGCAUUUAGUGCAACAAAGAAUGGACCAUGAAUUAUAUGGACUUCGGCCAAACCACAGGUUCUUCCAACAACACCCAACAGUCAACGACGCCGUCGCGAAUCUCAUUUGCUCCGGACUCAUCACCGUUGCCGACGAUGUUGAUACGUUUACUGCUGAUAAGGUGAUAGUGAAAAACGGUAGAAGCUUCGACUGCGAUGUGUUUAUCACAUGCACCGGAUAUGUUAUUGGGUUUCCUUUCCUGGAUCCGAAAAUCCUGACAAUCGAGCAGAACGAGGUGUCGUUGUAUAAGUUCGUAUUCUCCCCAAACAAUGAAAAUUUGGCCGUGAUUGGAAUGAUUCAACCAAUUGGAAGCAUUUUACCGAUUUCAGAGAUCCAGGCACGAUGGGUAGCACAAGUCUUCAUGGGAAAGCUAUCACUGCCUUCAAAAGAAGCCAUGUUAGUAGACAUUGAGAUGAAGAGGAAAGAAAUGAAACGUAGAUACUUCAAGAGCGAAAAGCAUACAAUCCAGGUGGAUUAUAUUAAAUACAUGGACGAAAUUGCCAUGCUUGUUGGAUGCAAACCUGAUCUUUGGAAGAUAUUCUUUUCCGACCCGAAAUUCGCUUGGCGUCUUUUCAUGGGAGCUAAUGCACCUUAUGUCUAUCGUCUGAUGGGACCGAAUAAAUGGGAUGGCGCUGAGAAUGCCAUACGCACUAUUCCAAACCGUGUAAAGAGACCGUUGAAAGCGCGGAACUGCAGGACGCGGAAAUACAAACGCCGUGGAGUUCUUGAUGAGUACUUCCGCUACAUGAGCAUGAAAUGGAUUGCCGGUUGGUCGGUCAUAAUCUUCGUUACCGGCCUCAGUGUUCUCUGUUCGGGUACGGCAGGCAUGUCUUUGUUAUCAUACUGCAUCUACACAGCAUGCUUCUUCGUACUGUUCUCGUUUAUGUUGUUGUGGUUCGACAUGCAGUACAAUAUGACCACUAUUUUAUGA